AUGCUGCACGUGCCAACAGAUGAUACAGAACCACAUACAGUGGAGCCAGAGAGCAAGAGGCAGGCAGUAUGGAUGCUGGAACUGCUGCUGCUGCUGCUGCUGGAAAUAGUAGCAACAUUUUGGAGUCAAUUUAAAGUGUCUUUACCCAUGUUUGUUGAAGUCUUUAAACAUAACAAAAAUUUUCUGGAAAUUCAGGAGGUGGUGAAAAUCAUUGGAAGUAAAUACUUUCAGUGCCUUUUGGAGAAGCCAAAGAUCAAGGAAAAUGAGAACUUGAAGGCAGAAACUCAAACAGUACUCCAAAAAUCCAUGAAUGGUGGUACAAGGCAGAUGAGCACAGACUCCCCAGCUCCUACUAAUCCUACUGAUCAACAACUCAAUCAUGACCCAGAGGGUGAGGAAGAAAGCAAGCACCCAGAAAACAAUCAGAAACCAGAGAACAACCAGAAAGUCCUAAAAGGAGCACUCAGUAGCAGAUUUCUGGAUGGCAAAGAGAGUGACAGAUACCCAAACUUUCCUUGCCAGUCAAAUGCCCACUGCAGCUCUGUACCUACUGGAGACCAGUCCCUAUCCUAUAUCCAUGGCUUCCCCAGAAGAAAUAUGAGAGACUGGCCCCUGGAACAAAUGGCAAGGGACAUUUCUGCCCAGCCUGAUUUUGACCAGAAGCCAAGUGGAACAACAAGAGAAGAUGCUUUCCUUCUUGCCCUGGUCAGAAAAGAGCUCAGAUGACACCCUUUGAGCUCUGGCUUACUACAAAAGCUCCAGAAAGAGCUGAAGACCCUGGAUCCUAUCGCUUCAGGAUUUCUUCUCCAAUCUCAACUGAGCUGCAUUUUCUUGAGGCAUGAAGUUCCUCUACAGUUAAUAACAGUCAAGAUCAUUUGCCAGAAAUUUUCUAGGAGGGACUCUCCAGAAAUGGUGAAUUAUGGAAAGCUCCUCUGGUUUUUAAAAGCUGCAGCUUCCAAUGAUCCACCGCAAAGCAAAGAAGUUGCAGGCAGCAAACCGAGGAAAUCUCAGGGUUGUCAUCAUCAGAGUACUCCUCCUCCAGAGGCCAGCCCACAGUCAUAAGUGGGCGAGAACCUACUGGAGAUCCUGAUGGCACUAAGGACAAUCCAAGGCAAACUCGACAUAGAGGGCCUCAGUCUGAAUUUCCAGAAGGAAGACCACUCUUUCUCUGGCUCCCUGCCCCCACCCAAGGUCAAGACUAUAUGAGGAAAACAUGGAUUAUAUCUAACUUUGAGUCUCCUGGAGACAUUGCUAAACCAUCAAGAUUUGGGUUACCAUGGUGAAAUAAAACGGCAGAAUUUUGUUGAAUUGUUGAACAAAGCUUCCUCUGAUUUGCCCACAGGUAUUAGAAGGGAGAAAGGGAAGCUUAAGCGAAAUCAGGAAGACCAGCAUGUAUUUUCUCCUAAUGCUAAAGUCCCAGAGAUGUCUCCAGGCAAAACAAAACAUGUGACUCCAGAAGAAGAACCACAACCAAAAACCCUUCCUGCUGAGAUUUCAGCCACCUAAGAUCCCCUGAAUGCUCUGAAGGUCAGGCCAGUCUCACAGUCUUUUGUAAGUCCAACGAUGAAGAACCAAUCUGAAGAAUAUGAGACAUGGAUUGACGGGUUCAAGAAGCUGGAAAAUGCCCUCUAGCGGUGUGAUCGGAGUAAUACAGGCGUCCUGGAGAAGGAACGGGCCAGAUGCCUCAUUCACAACUACAAUCUCAUUUACAACCUGUCCCUGAGCCCUCGGAAAAUUGACCAAGCCUUGAGGUAAUUCCGUGCGGGAGAAAAUCUGCUCUUGGAGCCAGCACUUCGGUACUUAAAGGAGCUAUGAUAACAAGCCCAUAUUGUGAGAACAGAUGUUUCCUUUAUCUUCCUUUUUACCCAGACAC
Lontra canadensis (Northern American river otter) is the source of this 1873-nucleotide messenger RNA. It is a transcript of the gene CUNH1orf87, whose product is annotated as chromosome unknown C1orf87 homolog. The record is from RefSeq and is a predicted model, not a curated record. The transcript is spliced from 14 exons. NCBI's taxonomy places the organism in Eukaryota, Metazoa, Chordata, Mammalia, Carnivora, Mustelidae.